This is a messenger RNA of Exophiala oligosperma, 2769 nucleotides long. RefSeq lists its product as uncharacterized. Gene Ontology annotation, biological process: regulation of transcription by RNA polymerase II; DNA-templated transcription. Gene Ontology annotation, molecular function: zinc ion binding; DNA-binding transcription factor activity, RNA polymerase II-specific; RNA polymerase II cis-regulatory region sequence-specific DNA binding. Lineage: Eukaryota; Fungi; Ascomycota; Eurotiomycetes; Chaetothyriales; Herpotrichiellaceae. The transcript has 7 exons. Gene Ontology annotation, cellular component: chromatin. The record is from RefSeq and is a predicted model, not a curated record. The coding region runs from base 1 to 2769 and encodes 922 amino acids.
AUGGCCACGGGCAGCGGAAUGAAUCGACUCAGCGAUUGUAAAGCAAGUGGCCCAACAAGACUGCGUGCUCCUCCAUUCUCUAUCUAUUUCUUCUGGCUACAAGAAUUUCUUUCCCACCGCAGCAUGGAUGGCUCGACUGAAAUGUUGGAUGGGGCACAAUCAGUACAACAGCCUACCCGUAGCCGUGGUCGACCUCGGAAAAUCCGGUCGACAAAAUGCUCAACAUGUGGCCAGGAGUUCUCCAAGAUGGAGCAUCUUCAACGACACGAAAGGAGCCACACAGGUGAACGUCCUUUCCCAUGCUCACACUGCGAAAAGCGGUUUUCUCGAAGAGAUGUUCUCAACCGACAUGUUCAGAAGCAUAUGAAGACUCUGCCUCCUGAGACUGGUGUUGCGCAAGUAGUAGCACGGAGCCGCCGCCCUUCUCCCGAUGAGGCAAAUAACGCUAGUCAAGUCGAUGCCAAUCCACCAGCGCCACCAAGUGAUCAUUUGCUUGGAGAUGUGCUUCGGGCAGAUAAUGACUUCGGCAUGCCCGAAUCAUCACAGGCUUAUCUUGAUCCUUCCAUCGCGUCAUGGCAAGGGCCCAUGGACCUAUUGAAUACGACAUCAUCGAUUGAGCCUAUUCAACAAACACCAGCCAUAGACCUUGAGUUGAAUUCAUUCGAUUUCGGGCCCGACAAAUUUCAAUCGUUGGAUGCAGACGUAAUCAAGGAUCUAGAGUACGACAUGCAAGAAUUUAACUAUUCUGAUACUCUUUUGUGGGAUACAGCUGAUCUCUCUGCUUUCAAUGUGACCUUUCCCAGUCCGUGGUUCUCCUUUCCAACACAACCACUCCAGUCUGUGACUCGGCAGCCUUGCAGUCCGCGGGAGGUAAUACCCGACGAAAGAUUUGAUCGGGUACGUUAUUGUUGGCCUACGAAGAAGGCUGAUACACGCAGCUAUCAAACUUGGAAUGAAGUUGUUACGCACCCCGAAGAUAAUGUCUUCUCUCGAUCACCAAUUGAAGUUUCGAUUGGCCAUAAUUUCUCCUCAAAGUGGGGGUUCGAUUCAGAUUGCAGACAACGCGUGAUGACGACUUUGGGCGUUGUCGAGGGAGACGACCAAUCAACCACCAAUGACAAUGUUGAUCAAGGUCUAAUAGCCCAACCACCUGUUUUGCCGACAAACAGACAAAGGGCUAGAUUUCCUUCGGUUAAUACGCUCGACUUCAGUUUGGACCUAUUCUUCGAACAAUUCCACAGGUUCGUACCAUUCAUUCAUGUUGCUACAUUUGAUGCCCGAAAGACGCCAGAUGUGUUGCUCGCGACGUUAUGCAUGCUGGGAUUCAUUAUGAUCAAGAGUCCUUCGGCAAAGCAAUUUAUCAAUGAACAUGGCAUGGUUCUUAUUGCUCGUUGCCGUCAAGAGAUUAGGGCAACCACAGUGCAGACCGCGGCACCAUUGCUACUAUCCAUCGUGGCAAGCUCGUAUCUCUCUAUAUUGCUCGGCAUUGUCAUUGGAAAGGGUGACUCUGAAGCAUGUCAGGGACUCUAUACUGAAACUGUCACGGCAAUGAUCAGAAAUGGCUUUUUCGGCGAUGACAGUGUUCAAAUGGUGGAAAAGGACCUGCCGGAUGAUAUCCUUCAGGAACGUGAUGGCUGGAAGAUCUGGGGAAGGAUGGAGUCCACCAAGAGAUUAUUGAUCGCCGUUGUCAUGAUUGAUGCAUUUUACUCGAGCACGCUAGACCUGGUUCCCAUUAUUCCCACCAAGUUUUUAAACUUAUACCUGCCUUGCGACGAGAAACUAUUUUUUGCUUCGUGCGAAGAUGAAUGGACCAAAUCUUUACAAGCUGGCUGUAGGACAUCAUCAUCCAUCCUAGAAUGUCAUGCGGACCGAGUAUCACUGUCGGAACGAACCUUCUAUCUCAACUCUCUUGGGCUCCAUGGUAUCCUUGCAACGGUAUGGAUCCGUCUUUCGGAGGCCCACCACAGACUCUUGUCACGCAAUGGUUUGGCACACGAGGGUUCCGGGCUGGUACCGUACGAGGUCUACUCCCAAGACCGCUUUGCCAGGGCUAUUGCUCCCUUCUUAGUUGACAUGAUGCAGUGGCACGGAGAUAUCUUGCAGAAUUCGAAUCCCCACUGUCUCAUCAUGUGGAACAUCUUGUGCAUGCUACUAUUAGGCAACACAUGGAUGUUUGAAUUGGGCGCUGGAAGGCAAGGUGCCAAGCCUGCGAAAGCAGCUUUGCAAUGUAUUGCCUCUUGGGCCAAUACUCCAGCAGCUAGGCGAGCCUGUAUCCACGCAGCUCAGAUAUUCUGGACCUGCUCGAAGAGGAAAGUCUCUGAUGGUAUGAUGCUGCACUCGGAAACAGGUAUGUUUCAGGCUGCUCUUGUACUCGGCUUGUACGUUCUAGUUACAAAGUCCACUUCCGAUACCUCUUCGCAAGAUCCAUAUUAUGAGCUCCUCGCGGACCUGGACUGGAGAGACGUCGGUAAUGUUGGCAUGGGAGGACCAGCUCAUUAUGCUGACGGCAUAAACUUGCCGCCUGCAACGGCCUUUAUCACCAAUGGCGGCUGCCUUACCUUCUCUGGCAUCCCAAUAGCUGGAGGCUACGCCUCAGCAAGACGAAUCCUGGUACACUUUGCCAAUCUGCUAGAAGAUGCUGGCAUAUGGCGGAAAUCCGAGAUCUGUCGAAUUCUUCACAUCAUGGGAGAUGUCCUCAUGGAGGAUGGCGUUGAAGAAAGCGCAAAUGACAUCGUCGCAUUUUAUAAUCAUAAAACUCCGCUCUUCUAG